AUGGAGCUCCAGUCCUCGUCGUCGUCGUCGUCGCGCUCACGCCGUCGAAGACGAAAGUCUGCGACUCCAGCGCCGCCACCAACGCACAGUGUGGCGUGCCUCCACAGUGCGACUCCCACGACGCCGCUGCAGGCCUCCACCGCGGCGCCGGCGACGCCGUUGGCAGCCACGCCCUUCUUUUCGCCUGCAGCGCCUCAGUCCGAGGACUUCAGGCAGUGGGCGCUGCUCUCGCCCUCACAGGCCCGAUCGUUCCUCCGCACACCGCGCGUCACGGCCGCUUCGCCGUCGCCCACGAGUGCUGCCGCGCCGGUGGCGGUGGCGGCGCCGGCAGCACCGAAUCCGCUGGCUACGCUGCCGCCGUGGGCGCUGCGGCUGCUGGCGAUGCAGCAGCGCGCGCUGCUGGCGCUUAGGCAGUCGCUGCACGCCGCGCGCGCAGACGCUCGCUCGCUCGCCUGCGCGCUCGCCGACGCCGACGAGGAGCUUGCGCUGCGUGCAAGCGGAGGCCGCGCCGCCGCGCCGGCAACCCCGCGCGGCGAGGGGCUGGGCGUCGUGGCGGACCAUCGCGGAGCCCAGCCGGCACUGGGCCCAUGCUGCGCCGCCGAUCCGCUCCACGCGUGGUACGCUCCGCGCAGCGGCUCGGGCGAGCUUUCGGCGCUGCCUCCGGCGCCGGCGGGACGGCUGGCAUGGGCCGAGGCGGAGGCGCUCUCGCUGCUGCUGGACAUCUACAACUGGCUCCUCGGACAGGGCCCGCCCUUCUCGCGGCGCGCGUUCUGGCUCGAGGCACGCGGCUGCUCCCUCAGCGGCCACUCCCUCGCUCUCCUCCACUCCUCGUCGCCGUCCGCAGAGGAGGGCGCAGCGGCGGCGCUGGUGCUGCAGAGCGAGCUGCGGCGGGCGCGGGACGCGAUCAACCUGAGGCUGAUGCGGACCAACGUGGCGAUGGCCCACGCCGAGUCGUCCGCAACUUGGGCCGACGCAGCCGAGGCGAUGUUCGGCUGGCUCCAGGCGUGCGCCCCCUCGCCCCGCCCCCGGUUCCCAUCGCUCCCCUCGCUCCUGCCACCGAUGCCGCUCUCCGCGUGCCUCCGCGGAGGCGGCGGCGUGGUCCGCUUGAGCGCGCCGGCGGGGCAGCGGUUGUACGCCCUCAACGACACGGGGGCAGAGGUGCGCGUCGCCGUCUCGCCGUGCGAGGGCGGCGAAGUGGCGCCCCUGAGCGGCGACGGUCCGCUCUGUGGCGCGCUGCGGCUGCGGCUGCGAUUCGGCGACGCUCCCGGGCCGGCGGCGUCCAAGCCGGUGGACUUGGUGGUCGACGCGCAGCGCGUGGACGGCACCUCACAGUACAACGGCGAGUGCGAAGACGACCUGGAGGCGGCGGGGCCUUGCCAGGGACGCGGCCAGCGGCCGCAGGCGGAGGAGGGCGCUCGCGGCGACAACCCGUUUGCUCGGCCAGAGGUGGGACGGUGCUUCGAGGUUGAGGAGGGGGCCGCUGCGACGCCGACGUCCGAGAGCAGCCUCAGUCCGCACGCCGCCGAGCCGCUCCUCCGCCAGGAGGGCCACGGCCUGUCGCACGCCGAGCAGGCGGGCGUGAGGGUGGGCAGCACUUGGGAGAGCCCGUCCACACGGGUGGCGGCGGGCGAGCGCUGCAGCCCAAAGGCCGCCCCGUGGCAGAUCGAGCGAGCUGGCACGCUCCUCCGCCGCGCUGAAGAGGCGUGGGCGGCGCAGGCAAAGUCGCUCGCGCAAGAGUCGGAGGCCUCGGACUGCGCCGCGGGCGGCGGUGAGACGCGACUGUCCCCGACCUCUCCGCCGACCGGCGGUGACGGCGUGCCCGUCGCCACGAUUCAGCUGCACGGCCCUACCGAGCGCGCGGCUGCUCUCGCGCUAACCAAGGCCGCGAACGGCGUGGCGAGCCUCUCCUCCGGGCGCACGAGCCUCGCGCGCCGCGCGACCGCCGCCCUCUCACGGUUGCCGCUCAAGUCAGAGGCCAAGGCGCUCGAGUCGCGCCGCGAGCUGCUCGUGGGCCUCUUGCUCCACCCGACCGCCGGUGCCGCCGCAGCUGCCACCGCCGAGGCGAGCGCUGCCGAGUGGGUCUCUUCGGUCGCGGCGCGCGUCGUAGCGGCUCCGGCGGCGGCACGGCCGCGCGAGCUGCGUGGGCUGCAGGCGCCGCGCGUCAGCAUGGUUGUCGAAGCGUUUCGUGCCGCGUCGGCAGCUUCGGGGCCGAAGGAGUCGGCUGAGUGGGAUGGCCCGGCCCUUGCCGCCGCCGCCACUCGGCUCGAAGGUGUUUGCUCUGCCCUCAAGAAGUUGGCACGGGCAGAGGCGCCGCCGCGAGCGACGACGCACCCGAGGGUCUCGCCCAGGGGGAGCACUUCGUCCAAGGGGGGUGCCGCGGGCAGCACGGCCCGUUCGCCGCUGCAGCCAAUCGACUCAGCGCACAGCGGCGCGAACGCAAAGACAACCGACUCCGCGGAGGGCGCCACGGCGUCGCUUAGGCAGGAGCCUACGGGCGGCGCGCCCACGAUGCCCCAGGCGCGAGACGCAGAUGCGGCAGCCGCGCAAGAUGCGGAUCCGGCAGCCGCGCAAGAUGCGGAUGCGGCAGCCGCGCCGGCUGCACCUCCCAAGCCGGCCGCGGUAGCCGCCGCCGUGCCUCCGGCCGCCACGCCUCCGGACGCGCAGUUGGAGCAGGAGCGGAAGCGGCUGUUCGCGCGCCGCUGCUCACGCGAGGCGGCGCGCUCGGCGGCGCUGGUCGCUACGAGGUCCGACGCCACAGAGAUCGGGGCCGCCGCUCCAGCGGGCUUUGCCGAGCAAAACGGCGCCGCCGCCGCCGUGGGGCUUGCCGCAGAGCACCGCGGCGGCGGUGGGCUGUCACAAGAGGCGGUGGCCGAGGCUCUCGGCGUGGACUAG
This is a messenger RNA of Emiliania huxleyi CCMP1516, 2892 nucleotides long. RefSeq lists its product as hypothetical. Bases 1 to 2892 code for a protein of 963 amino acids. Lineage: Eukaryota; Haptophyta; Isochrysidales; Noelaerhabdaceae. The record is from RefSeq and is a predicted model, not a curated record. The transcript has 9 exons.